GUUCACCCCGUCGGAGGAGGAAAGCAAACCUAGUUACGGCAGCAGAGAGGAGAGGAGAGGAGAGGAGAGGAGAGGAGAGGAGAGGAGAGGAGAGGAGAGGAGAGGAGAACGGUUCGUCUGGGGCCCAGGCUUUGGCUGACCGAUCAGAACUGUAAGGACCUGAUUCAGCUGAAGUGAGCCCAUCGAGCACUCCUGUCCUCCACCAGAGCAGGCGAGACGAUUUCUUACAGCUCUUCUUUCAGCUCCCUCUUCUUGUUCACCUUGAUUCAACUUUCUCUCUCAAUCCACUUGUUUGUGUCCAUCAUCUCCUUUUUUUCUCAAGCUCUGAGCCAGUCCUGGGUGCUUGAGGGAGUCAGACAGCCCUGGGUAGGAACAUGCAGUUCAGCGGCAGUGCUCCCACUUUGCUUCUGCUGCUGCUUCUUUGCCAACUGGAGGUGAGAGGGCAGGAGCGGGGGUACCUGCAGGAGGCUCUCAGGGCCUUGGAUCUCGGUACCGACGAAAAGCCACAGCUCCAAAAGAACCACACCGGUAUCCUGAUCGCCAAGCUCCUCCGGGAGGUGCACUGUGCAGAGCGGACUGGCACCUCUCAGGAUGUCUGUGGCAAGUGCCUGACACCAGAGGUAGCUCUCUCUGUGCUAGAGGAUGAUGGGAAGGCUUACCUCACCGAGGAGGACUACCAGCAGAUCUCCACUGUUCUGCUGUACUACCUAAUUAACUUGCAGGACCUGUGUGUGUCAAAUACCGCCUCCCUUUCCUCGUCCUCCUCCUCAUUUGGGAACAUUCAGUUCUACCUUUUGGCCCUCACCAAUCUGCACCCGGCUGAGGACGACCUCUUCCUAUCUUCAAGAGAAACAGAAAGUAUUCUGCAGCUUAUCAACCAGCACUAUGACCCCCCCAAUCAAGACGCCUUAUCCGAUUUGCAAUGUAUUGACGCCGCUCACCUCCUUGAGGAUGUAAACGUACAAGAAAAUCCAGGUGCUGGUGCUUCCUCUGUGCCCAAACUGGCUGCUGCCAUCAUCAGCCAUAUCCUGCAGGGCCACUGUUUCAGACGGAGGAGCCUCCCGUCUCCUGCUUUCUUUACCGACUACAUCUUUCAAUCCCUAAAUUGCACAAGUGACCUGCAGAUAAUAGAUUUAGAAGAGUUGCUUCAUCGGCUGGGAGUAGGACGGGAAGCAGCGUCACACUCUCAUAACAGGAAGAGGCGGAGUUCACAGAAAGGGGCCGGCACUUCGCCGGGUGGUUGCAACCAUGUAGCUGGUGGAAUAAGCAGGGACUGGGCUCAGGUCUGUUAUUCAGCCAAUCAGCUGUUGGAUAUUUUCACUCUGAAUCCUCAUCUGCCAAUUUCCAAGGAGCACUUCAGACAAAUGUGCCCUGCAAUCAUUCAGCAGUUGCUAGGCAAUGCCUGCAAGUCUGCGGAGCAGAAAAGAAGAGGAUCUCUGCCCACUGCUCUUGAGAAGUACGGCUACAGCACGGCGGCCGUCCUGCUCAUCACGGUGGGCUCCAUGCUCGGUAUCUGCCUGAUCUUCUUCAACUCCUGCCAGGAAACCUACACACUCAUCCUGCAGCUGUUUGUGGGCUUGGCAGUGGGAACCCUCUCGGGAGAUGCGCUCCUGCACCUCAUACCACAGAUCCUUGGCCUCCACGAUGACACUCACAGUCAUGAUCCUGAACAUUCAACGGAAGACAAAGUGUAUCUGUGGAGGAUUCUGGGUAUGAUCGCUGGGAUCUACGGCUUUUUCCUCAUUGAAAGAAUCUUUUCCAUUUUCGCUCCUCAUGGCCUGGGUCAUACUGACCUUCACUUAGAGCUCCACUGCAAUGGCAAGACACAGAGGGGGAAGUCCAUCUCCACCAUACAGCUGGGAGCAGUGGAUGACUUGGAGUGUAUAGAAGCAUCUCCUGAACACGUCGCCACUCGGAGCCCUUCACCUCAGAGACGAGGGUUUCCUCUGCUGGCUGUGAUGGUAAUCGUGGGAGACAGCCUUCAUAACUUUGCCGACGGCCUGGUUGUCGGAGCGGCCUUCUCUUCUUCGACCGAGACCGGCAUGGCGACCACGGUGGCCAUCCUGUGCCACGAGAUCCCUCACGAGAUGGGGGACUUUGCAGUGUUGUUGAGCUCUGGACUCUCAGUGAAGACGGCUGUGCUGAUGAACUUCCUCAGCGCUCUGACGGCCUUCAUGGGACUCUACAUCGGCCUGUUCGUGUCCUCAGAGAUGGAAGUGCAGCGGUGGAUCUUUGCCGUGACUGCUGGGAUCUUCCUCUAUUUGUCACUGGUCGAAAUGCUUCCAGAGAUGAAUCGAGUGAAGAGCGACAGACCUUGCCUCAUGUUUCUCCUGCAGAACCUCGGCCUGUUGAUGGGCUGGGCCUGUCUUCUGCUCCUCGCGCUCUUUGAACACAAACUCAAAUUCUAAAUGCCGUUUACGUGAUUCGUGACGUCAAUCUCUUCACAGAGGGUUGAAUCGAAACAAAUGUGGACUCGUGUGUGCAAGAUGUUAUAACACGUCAUUAUUGAUCACCCAGUGAGUAUUUCAUGAUGUUGUAGUCUCAGCACUGGAUGGUAAAUGUACGUUAGCCGUAUGAAUCCUCUCUUUUUUUUUAUACUUGAUGAUUUAUUUUUGUAUGUUAGGUAUCUAACACUAAAUAGUUUAAACUGUAAUAAUGAGCUUAUUUUGAUGAUUCAUGUACAAUUGUUCACUUUAAUCGUUCUGUCAAAUAUGUACAUUGCCUCGGACAAUCAAAUCAAAGUAAUUCCUCACAAGCAAACUAUAAAGUAUUUUAAAUCU
Molecule: messenger RNA, 2780 nt
Organism: Cyclopterus lumpus (lumpfish)
Lineage: Eukaryota; Metazoa; Chordata; Actinopteri; Perciformes; Cyclopteridae
Product: zinc transporter ZIP12-like
Exons: 13
Coding region: 375-2408 (677 amino acids)
Biological process (GO): intracellular zinc ion homeostasis; zinc ion import across plasma membrane
Cellular component (GO): membrane
Molecular function (GO): zinc ion transmembrane transporter activity
Source: RefSeq, a predicted model, not a curated record